Molecule: messenger RNA, 2544 nt
Organism: Acanthosepion pharaonis
Lineage: Eukaryota; Metazoa; Mollusca; Cephalopoda; Sepiida; Sepiidae
Source: the annotation of a GenBank genome assembly
AUGCCAGACGUUAAUGUGAAAAACAUAUACUUUGAGGAGAGUGAUCUCCCUUAUGAAGAAGACAUCCUUCGAAAUCCAUAUUCUGUUAAGUGCUGGCUUCGGUACAUCGAACACAAAAAGGAUGCACCUAAAAAUAUCAUCAAUAUGAUUUAUGAAAGGGCUAUUAAAGAAAUGCCUGGAAGCUACAAAUUAUGGUACAAUUAUCUGAGGUUACGUCGUAAACAGAUCCGUGGUCGUUGUAUCAGUGAUCCUGCCCAUGGAGAUCUUGUCAAUGCCUAUGAACGAUCCUUGGUCUUUAUGCACAAGAUGCCUCGAAUUUGGCUUGACUAUUGCCAGCUUUUAAUGGAUCAGUGUAAGAUAACAUCCACACGAAACACAUUUGACCGUGCCUUGCGAGCUCUGCCCAUCACACAACACCACAGAAUCUGGCCACUUUAUCUGAAACUGGUGACCAUGUAUCCACUUCCAGAAACCGCAGUGAGGGUCUAUCGACGGUACUUGAAGCUCCGCAAAGAAGACACAGAGGAUUAUAUAGACUACCUUAUAUCAAUUGGUUGGCUGAAUGACGCUGCUAUUCGAUUGGCUACCAUCAUCAAUGAUGAGCAAUUUGUAUCCAAAAAAGGAAAAUCUAAACAUCAAUUAUGGAAUGAACUUUGUGACCUGAUUGCCAAACAUCCAGACAAGGUGACUUCUUUGAAGAUUGAACCUAUUAUCCGACAAGGUCUCAAACUGUACACUGACCAAAUUGGAGUUCUAUGGAAUUCUAUGGCUGAUUACUAUAUUCGAGGAGGACAUUUUGAAAGAGCUCGUGACAUUUACGAGGAAGCUAUCCAGACUGUAAUCACUGUCAGAGAUUUCACACAGGUGUUUGAUGCCUAUGCCCAGUUUGAGAAAAAUUUAGUCAGUGCCAAAAUGGAAACAAUGACUGAAGCUGGUGCUUCUGAAGAAGAUGACCUUGAUGUUGAAUUACGGCUGGCUCGACUGGAACACCUGAUGGAUAGGCGACCUCUUUUGCUCAACAGUGUUUUGCUUCGACAAAAUCCACACAAUGUUCAUGAAUGGCACAAAAGAGUUAAACUGUUUGAAGGAAAACCACGAGAAGUGAUCACUACAUACACUGAAGCUGUUCAGACAGUUGAUCCCAAAUUAGCAACAGGAAAAUUUUAUACACUUUGGGUUGAAUUUGCCAAAUUCUAUGAAAAUGCCAAACAAGUUGAAGAUGCUCGUAUUAUCUUUGAAAAGGCCAUCAAAGUACCAUUUAAGCAUGUUGUGGACCUUGCUUCAGUCUGGUGUGAAUGGGCCGAGAUGGAAAUUCGGCAUGAGAAUUAUGAAGAAUCUUUGAAGUUGAUGCAAAGAGUAACAACCCCUCCUCCACGUAAAAUUUCCUACCAUGAUGAGGCUGAAACUGUUCAAGACCGUGUGCACAAAUCUCUCAAAGUCUGGUCGUUUUACGCUGAUCUUGAAGAGUCCUUUGGAACGUUUAAGAGUUGUAAAGCCGUUUAUGACCGAAUCAUUGAUCUAAGAAUUGCCACUCCGCAAAUAAUCAUCAAUUAUGGAAUGUUCCUUGAAGAAAACAAUUAUUAUGAAGAGGCCUUCAAGGCCUAUGAAAAAGGAAUUGCUCUCUUCAAGUGGCCCAAUGUAUAUGACAUCUGGAAUACGUAUCUGACAAAGUUCAUUGACAGAUAUGGUGGCAAGAAGCUUGAAAGAGCUCGAGAUUUGUUUGAACAGUGCCUGGAAGGUUGCCCAUCCAAAUUUGCUAAGGCCAUUUAUUUGUUGUACUCAAAACUUGAAGAAGAACAUGGCCUCGCACGACAUGCUAUGAGAGUCUAUGAUCGUGCCAUUGAAAGUGUUAUGGAUGAAGAGAAAUAUGAGAUGUUCAAUAUUUACUUGAAAAGAGCUGCAGAAAUUUAUGGUGUAACACACACUCGCAGCAUCUAUGAAAAAGCAAUUGAUGUCCUUCCAGAUGAACAAGCAAGGGAAAUGUGUCUACGAUUCUCAGAUUUAGAGAGAAAACUGGGUGAAAUUGAUCGUGCCCGAGCUAUUUAUGGACACUGUUCACAAAUGUGUGACCCAAGGAUGACACCAGAUUUUUGGCAAACCUGGAAGGAAUUUGAGAUCAAACAUGGAAAUGAAGAUACAGUCCGGGAGAUGUUACGAAUCAAGAGAAGUGUCCAGGCAACAUACAAUACACAGGUUAACUUCAUGUCAGCCCAGAUGUUGGCUGCUACAAAUCCCAGGGGAGACAUUUCUGCUGCUGCUAAAGAACAGAACGAAAUGACUAAACUUGAAGAAAAAGCUCGUCAAUUGGCUGAAGAAGCUAUAAGAGACCAAGUCAAGCCAGACAAAGGCAUCCUUUUUGUCCGGAGUAACACAACUGAUGAAGAAUUGGGAGCACUCACCAAAACAUCAAAUCCAGAGGAAAUUAAUAUUGAUGAGGAUUUUGAUACAGAUGAUGAGGAGGAGGUGGAAGAAGUGGAUCUUCAGCAGCAGAGUGUGCCAACAGAAGUAUUUGGAGGACUUGUUGGAGAAGAGGAUGACCAGUAA